AUGUUAACUUCUAGUGUGAUAACAGUUGUUGUGUAUUUCACAGUAUCAAGUUUCGCGUUGCAAAAUGUUCAAGGAACAAAACCCGUAUUGCAGAAAACUGUGGAAGCAUUGUUUAUGGACAGAUCUGAAACAAUUUAUCCCGGAACAUGUGAAGUGUUUAUAUCAUCAACGAAACAGUCUAAAAUUUGCAAACGGGAGCCAAGUCUACCAAAAGUAUUACAGACAGCUAAAAAGCAGGCGAUAAAUGCCUGCAUUGAAACGUUCCAAUACGAUCGAUGGAAUUGCUCCUUAGUCUUCAAUAGAAAAGCCAAUAAGAGUAUCUUCAAUAAGAUAUAUAGAGAAACUGCUUUUGUACAUGCUUUAAUUGCAGCUUCUAUAACUCACGCUGUCGCAAAAGGUUGCGCCUCAGGCGAUAUAACUAGAUGUUCGUGUAUAGGAAGCUUCAAGAACACGUCUUGGCAAAUAAAGGGAUGUGGAGACGAUUUCAAAUAUGGAAAGAAGUUAACGAAGAAUUUUCUAGAUCUGAAACAUGCCGGGAACGAUCAGAUUGGCGAAAUCCUAAAACAAGAUGUCCAUAUCGGCAUGGAUGCUAUCGGUGAACAGUUGAAGGAGGUCUGCAAGUGCCACGGUUUCUCCGGUUCUUGUACAACGAAAACUUGUUGGAAGAAAUUAGCACCGUUUAACUCAGCAAUGGGGCUCUUAAAGAAACAUUAUCACCACGCAAUCAAGAAGAAAUUAGUGAAUUACACGACAAAACGUGCUAUAGCUCCGAAGGCUAGGAGAAGAAUGGAGAAGGAUAGAAAGAGUUUGUUGUAUUUGCAGAAAACUCCCAACCUUUGUGUGAGUACGAAAAGCAGGGCUUGUAAGGACAGAAAUAAUUGUGCUACAUUGUGCUGUGGUAGAGGAUUUGUGGUUAUAAAAAGUUUUGUUCGUUCUCGAUGUAGGUGCAAGAUGGUCGAUUGUUGUGUUGUUAAAUGCGAUACAUGUGUGGAAGAAGUAGAAAAUUUUACUUGUAAAUAA
This is a messenger RNA of Zerene cesonia (dogface butterfly), 1020 nucleotides long. RefSeq names its product protein Wnt-4 (gene Wnt4). The record is from RefSeq and is a predicted model, not a curated record. Bases 1 to 1020 code for a protein of 339 amino acids. Gene Ontology annotation, cellular component: extracellular region. The transcript is spliced from 2 exons. Gene Ontology annotation, molecular function: frizzled binding; cytokine activity. NCBI's taxonomy places the organism in Eukaryota, Metazoa, Arthropoda, Insecta, Lepidoptera, Pieridae. Gene Ontology annotation, biological process: cell fate commitment; multicellular organism development; canonical Wnt signaling pathway.